This is a messenger RNA of Exaiptasia diaphana, 1159 nucleotides long. RefSeq lists its product as uncharacterized. Lineage: Eukaryota; Metazoa; Cnidaria; Anthozoa; Actiniaria; Aiptasiidae. The transcript is spliced from 11 exons. Bases 83 to 1078 code for a protein of 331 amino acids. Gene Ontology annotation, biological process: regulation of actin filament polymerization. Gene Ontology annotation, cellular component: cortical actin cytoskeleton; plasma membrane; actin filament. Gene Ontology annotation, molecular function: actin filament binding. The record is from RefSeq and is a predicted model, not a curated record.
UCACUAGUUACCAGCCCCUAGGGGAAACCAUGAAGCACAAGCAAAAUAUACAAACKGCAGGCGGAAACCUUUGAAGUAAGCAAUGUCUACAGAUGUAACUGUUCCUGAGUUGGUCCCUUUUGAAGAAUCCUUGAAGAGUGUGCGAUCUGACACUAGUGAAAUAAAUUGGGCAUUGGCUGGUCAUGUCUGCGGCAAYGUCAAUGCAAUAGAAUACAGGGCAUCUGGUAGUGGRGGACUUGCUGAACUUGAAACCAACCUGAAAGACGAUGAAGUCAUGUAUGCAUUGGUUAGACUUACAGAGAAAUUUGACUUGUCAACCAAUGUAAAGUUUGUGUAUAUCCACUGGAUAGGCAGUAAGGUUCCUUUUACAAAGAAAGGACGMUAUGGAAUAGUACAUGGUGCCGUUGUAGACAAGUUUGGGCAAAGUCACUGUAGUGUGGAAACAUCUUCAAAAGAGGACCUGACAGAGGAAGCCAUCAUGAAGUUGAUCAACGAAACAUCUGGAACUAAAAGUAAAGUCAUGGAGAAAUCUGAGGCUGCUACAAGAAUGGAUCGUGGUUUUACCAGUACUAGUAAUAUUGUCAGAACUGGUAAACAAAUGACGGGAGUCAAAGCACCAGAAGCAGUUACAGUUAAGAUAGAUGACAGCGUUGUCCAAGCGAUUUCUGAUGUGCGCAGUGAUGAGAGUUCAACUGACUGGUGUCUAGCCGAGUAUGAGAGUAACAAUCCCAAGAAUCCUGUUAUUCUUCGAGGUCAUGGAUCUARCGGUCUUGAUGAAAUCAAAGCACAUCUUGAAGAUGAUAGAGUUGCAUAUGUGUUGUUAAGACUGACCGAUGUGGUUGAUGGGAUAUCYACUGUCAAGUUUGUAUUCUUGCAGUGGGUKGGUGUCAAUGUCAAACCAAUGGCAAAGGGAAAGAUAAGYACACAUAGAUCAGCUAUUGACAAAGUGUUUAGUCCUGCUCAUGUCGUCAUCUACGUCACAAGUCAAAGUGAAAUCUYAUUGGAUGAUAUCAAAGAUAAGGUAGCCAGUGCUAGCGGYUCAAARUCUCACGUGAGAAAUAAAGAAACGCUUCGCUGAUUGGUUGUUACUGACCUAUAAGAACGCGACACGAUAGAUGGUUUAUAGGCAGUCCUGCUGACCAAAACGAUCGCAGUGAUC